Molecule: messenger RNA, 3015 nt
Organism: Ylistrum balloti
Lineage: Eukaryota; Metazoa; Mollusca; Bivalvia; Pectinida; Pectinidae
Exons: 11
Coding region: 1-3015 (1004 amino acids)
Biological process (GO): chaperone-mediated protein complex assembly; photoreceptor cell maintenance
Molecular function (GO): ATP binding
Source: RefSeq, a predicted model, not a curated record
AUGUCGAAGUUUCGUAAUAUGACGAGCGGGCCAGACGCUGUUAUAUCUCUCGCUUCGAUGUUCAGAUCUUCAUUGGGCGUGAGACAUGGAUACAAAUGCAUAGUUGAUGGUGACAAAGAACUUUUCUUGAGGUCAGCGUCCCUGAUGCUACAGAACCUGGAUAUUGAGCAUCCUGUUGGUCAGUACCUUGUUCUCACCUGUCAAUCAUUCCACAAACGUCAUGGAAACGGCGUCAAAACGCUCCUCUUUCUGAUUGGGUCCCUGAUGGAGAUGGCUGUCUCUCAACAGGAAAAAGCUAUACCAGUGUGUGACAUCGUGUCGGCUAUCCAAGAAGGGGUCAAGCAGUGUCAGAAGGUCAUUGAAGAGGUCAAGCUACCAUUGUCUGAUGUCUUACAGUCAUGUGAUCAGGGCAAAGUCUUUCCAUCGACAACUGAACAAUCACCAAGUGAGACAACAACAGGAUUCCCCACUCCAGCAAUUCCUAAGCCUGCUUUAGCGAUGGUACAGCUAAGCCUUAAAGAAAAGAUUACAGAGCCUGAGGAGGAUGUUGAUUGGUUCUUUGAUGAUAAUCCAAUCCUCCAAGGUCAUGAUAGUAAUAGUCAUAUCAAAGUUCAAGGUCAUUCAAUACCAGAUGUUUUUGAAAACAGAACAAGGGACACUGACUUUGUGAUGACUUUAGCUGUAACACAUGAAACUCUCUCGGAUGACUCUGACUUUGAUGAUUGUUUUGAGGACAUUCCAGAAGUAAGAAAAACCGGAACAUCAGAUUCUUGCAACACUCCCAGUUCCAGACUUCGUGUUGCAGACACCUCGAACACAUCAUUGGCAAAAUCGUUUGAUAUUUCCAAACCCAGCAAUAAUGUCAAUUCAGGUCUUCUAGAAAGUCAAGGCCAGAGAAGACAGGAAAGUGGGACUGGUCAUGUAGAUAACAAUUUUAGUGAGGAGUAUGGUAGCAGGGAGUCGACUGUUGGCAAAUCCUCCAAUGAAGGCCAACACACCAUAAGAAGUCAGCAGGUCACAGGUCAAGGUAUUUUAGGUCCACCUGACCUGGAUAAAAAUUCCAGCCAUAGACAAGUGUUGUCUGAAACUUUUGCAAUAAAAUUGAAAGAGUUAUUACACCAAAAGAUGAGAAAUAAGAAGCAGGAGCACACAGUUAUUUAUAAUUCUAGUCGGCACUUCAGAUCUGUUGAAUCAACAGUGGACAUGCUAAAGCAAGGAAAAUUCAGUACAGAUCAAAAGAAUCUCACUCAUGAAUUCAUGUAUCCUUGUACCCAUGACCAUCAACAUCAGUCAGUAACAUCUCAAGGUCAGUGUCUGAAGGAUCAAGGACAUUUUUUUCAUAAUCAAUCAUGUUAUAAAGAGGAAAGCUUAAAUAAACAACCAUACAGACAAGAAAUACCAGAAACAACACAUUCUGUAAGUUUGGAGAAAAAGCUUGGUGAUAUACUAGGAAAGGCAAGGUCACAGAAAAUGUCUGGGGCAAUGCUUCAGAGUCGACACUUUAUAGAGAUAGGACAAUGUAUUAAUGACAUUGAAACAGUUCAAAGGUUAGAGACUAAAGGUCAGUAUAAAAUGGAUGAGAAGGUAUUCACUAAAGAUCAAACGCUGACAGACAAAAGUGAUUUUGCAGUAUCAGCAUCUCAAAGUUCAGAGGUCAAAAUACAAGAACAAAAUAUGUUAGCACAAGGUCAGAAUUCAAAGGUUCAAAAUCAGGAAAAAGGUAUGCUAUCACAAUCUUUUGAGAGUUUAGAAGUAAAAAGUGGGGAUUCAGGGUCAGUAUCUACAGGAGAUCUUCAUGUACUGUCAGGGUUUGACUUGAUGAACAGGAGAAGUGUUUGUGGAGUCAGUGGAGAGAUAGACUGGUGGGUGGGGCUGAAGAGUGUGGCCAGGAGUUUGAGUCAUUGUGAUGAAGAUAUGAUGGAUAUUUUAGUAGAGGCUGCCAUGUCACAGUGGAGGACAGAGGGAUGUCAGGAUUUGAGGAGUCAGGCCAGGUUGACGUCAGACUUGCUGUAUUGCUGUGUAACCCUGGGUCCUUUUCCUACAUCUCGCCUUGUGUCUGGGGUUAUCAUGGCUGCUGAGGUGGCCAACUUACCUCUAGUUCAUCAGUAUAAGGACAGACCACUCAAUGCUAUUAUGAUCAAUGGAGAUAUCAAGCCAAAUUAUCAUCACAUUGGAUACAAACAAACAUUGGAGGUUCAAAAAACAAUGACUGCUCUAGAUUUCCUCCACACUGAUAAGCAGUCAAGCUGGCUCAAUAAUGUGGAAGACAUACUUCAUCAGUUCUCCGUUAUGUGUCUUCUUGUGCGUGGCUCAGUCUGUGAUGAGGUCAAGGUCAUGUGUGAAACACUUGGUGUGAUUGCUAUAGAGAAUGUUCCAUAUAAGGCAUUGCAAGUGAUGUGUGCAGCCACUGUAACCAGCAUGACUACCUAUCUAACUGAGGUGAACAAGACCAGUGUGUGUAGCAGCAUUUCCUUAGAUAUCUACACCGACAAAUGGAUGAUGGGAUGUGAGGCUAAUUUUGUCAACGUUGCUUGUAACAACACACCUGUCCAGACAUGUGUUAUCACUCAUCCUACAAGAGGAGGAGGGGACCUGAUGGAACAAGACUAUUGGCGAUGUGCCAACAUUCUGUCUUCCUUACUCUCUUCCAGAUAUGUUCUCCCAGGAGCAGGGAAAACAGAAGAGUUGUGUAGUCAGGCUUUAUCAUCAAAGUCUGGUAAGAAUAGGGUCUGUGGUAUGUGUGAUAAGUCCCUUUCAACAAAUACAAAUAGUGUUUUAAAUAGGAAUGACUUCUCUUCUGUUGGUGGACUGGACAUCUAUGACAAAAAGGAAAGCACUGCUGUGAUAUUUGAUGACUAUAAAUCAAAGAUGGAGAGUAUGCAGACGGCCUGUGACUUUGUGGCUACUGUUCUCUUAUGUGAUUCCUUCAUUGUGACAGGAGUUGACCAGACUCAAGGUUUACAUAUAGACACUACAAAUCUUGUCACUGGACAAUUUGUUGAUGUGAUACUAUAA